This is a messenger RNA of Staurois parvus, 726 nucleotides long. NCBI's taxonomy places the organism in Eukaryota, Metazoa, Chordata, Amphibia, Anura, Ranidae. The record is from the annotation of a GenBank genome assembly.
AUGAUGACACUCAAUCGGCAUCUGCUGCUUAUUUCUAACUCGACGCUUCAUGGCGGGGGAUAUCUGGAACACUGCCAAGAGCAUAUACAAAAGUUUUUAGGGGGACAAGUGAAACGUGUCCUGUUUGUGCCUUAUGCGCUUCAUGACAGAGAUGACUAUGCCAGGACCGCCAGGCAGAAAUUUGAGAGCCUAGGUUAUGGCCUAGACAGCAUACAUGAGGCAGUGGAUCCUGUAGAGGCGGUGCAGAAAUCAGAAGCUAUAUUUAUUGGUGGUGGGAACACUUUCCGACUUUUGAAAGCUUUGUAUGAUAAUGGUUUGAUACCAGCCAUCAGGAAAAGAGUAAUUGAGGAUGGGAUCCCUUAUAUAGGUUCAAGUGCUGGUACUAAUGUGGCUACUGUUAGCAUCAACACAACCAAUGAUAUGCCAAUUGUGUACCCACCAUCUCUACUGGCUCUUGGAUUAGUACCAUUCAACAUCAACCCUCACUACCUAGAUCUAGAUGUCAACAGCAGACACAUGGGGGAGACACGAGAGCAACGGAUAUCUCAGUACCACGAAGAACCAGACACUCCUCCUGUCCUUGGUCUUCGAGAGGGUUGUAUGCUUCUAGUUGAAGGGAAUAAAGCAACACUUCUUGGCAUAACCAAAGCCCGACUGUUUGUAAGAGGCAAAGACCCUACAGAACAUGAGCCAGAACAAGACUUCAGCUUCCUCUUGGAUCAGUGA